AUGCUUAGCAUUAAGGCUUCCCUGUUAUUGUCAUGCUUGGCUCUCCUCAGCCCUGCAUCAUGCAGAGCCAUAGAGGAACGGGCCGUUGCGGAUCAUGCCGUUACGUUCCAGACCAUUUACAAGCCUCCCUCUAACUACAAUACUCCCAAGACGCUGUAUGGUCGAAAUGUCCAGCUUGCUGAUGGAACUAUUCUUGCUACUUGGGAGAACUACAGCCCAGAGCCACCUAUGGUUUACUUCCCCAUCUACCAGAGCAAGGACAAGGGAUCAACCUGGGCGCCCCUAUCUAACGUGACUGAUACCAAGAAUGGCUGGGGUCUUCGCUACCAGCCCUUCCUAUACGUUUUGCCCCAGGCCAUAGGCAAUCUUGUCAAGGGAACUAUCCUCCUUGCUGGAAACAGUAUCCCCACUGAUCUCAGCAAGACUAAGAUCGACAUCUAUGCUUCUACUGAUAGUGGCAAGACCUGGAAGUACGUCUCUACCGUCGCCACGGGAGGAAAGGCCGUUCCCAAUAAUGGUGAGACUCCCGUCUGGGAGCCUUUCCUGAUGGUAUAUAACAACAAGCUCGUGUGCUAUUACUCCGAUCAGCGCGAUCCCUCAUACGCUCAGAAGCUGGUUCAUCAGACCUCUAGCGACGGUGUCACCUGGGACACUAUCGUCAACGAUGUUCGAGGAACUAAUUAUUCUCAGCGUCCCGGCAUGACAACCGUUACUAAGCUUCCAAAUGGAAAGUGGAUGAUGACCUUUGAGUACCCCGGAGGUGCUUCGCCUAACAACGACGGUUUCCCCGUUUAUUACCGUAUCUCCGACUCCCCUCUCACCUUCGAUAGUGCAUCCAAUCAGAUUCUUACAGCCGGUAGCCGUGUGCCCAGUUCUUCGCCUUAUCUCACCUGGUCGCCUUCCGGAGGACCUAGUGGAUCUCUGAUCGUCACUGCCAACAGUGAUAAUGGAAUUUACAUCAACACCAACCUUGGCGAUGCGGGUUCUUGGAAAUACUAUGACAUUCCUCAGCCCGGUGCUUAUUCUCGACAGGCUAUGGUCAUGGAUAAUCCUGAUUGGCUCUAUGUCAUGAGCGCUGGAUAUCUCGGUGGUAAUAACUGGGUCACCGACAGUGUCUUUAAGCUUCCCAACCUCUCUUAA
Molecule: messenger RNA, 1140 nt
Organism: Fusarium proliferatum ET1
Lineage: Eukaryota; Fungi; Ascomycota; Sordariomycetes; Hypocreales; Nectriaceae
Exons: 2
Coding region: 1-1140 (379 amino acids)
Source: RefSeq, a predicted model, not a curated record